AUGCCCUUUAUGCCGUCCAUCCCAGCCCCUCGCACUUUUGUUCUCAAGCCCAAGAUUACAAGCACUGGCCUCCUUGGCACACACUCGCCUACUAUAUACCCAUCCUACUACGAGCUUCUGAGAAUAUCUCUCUCGAACGGCUGCUUUGCCAUGUCUGACGGUAAAGGAAAAUACUGCCAGGUCCAUGAUGGCAUCAGCUGUCGCCCCAACAGAGUCGAUACCGGAUCUGGAUGUUCUGAUGAUACGUCGGAGUAUUUUUCCGAGAAGCAGCGGAUGAACUUGCAGCAGAGGGUCCGUCAGGUUGGCGUCUGGCUUGUUCAUUUCGUGCUUGUAACAGCGUCUGUAACAUUCUUCGUCCUGGGAUGCCAUUUAAGAGCAUCACCGUCCACUAAAUUGGAGCAAGCUUUGCACACAUCAACCUUUUCCCCUCUACUGAAAGAUGUUGGCGAAAUUACCGAAACCAUUAAGUUCAAUGGAACGUUCGACAUGCCGUCAAUAUAUCGUGGCUAUCCCGAUGCUUCGCUUGAUGCAGCAUGGAAGAGAAUUACAAAAGUUGGACCCUUUGCGGUCACCGGAGACGAUGUUACUAAAAUGGGAAAAUCGGCCAGGGAGUGCGCUCAGCUUCCGGACGACCUUGGCGGCGGAUAUAUGGGGACUGUAGAAGUCUUUCAUCAGCUACACUGCUUGGACAUGAUCCGAAAAUAUACUUAUUUAGAAUACUAUGUGGAGCAAAAUCCGAAGUACUGGGGCGACCCGAUGAUGCGAACGCACGUCGAUCACUGCAUCGAGAUGUUACGCCAGGUAUUGAUGUGCUCGAGCGACUUGGGUAUUAUUACCUAUAACUUCGUCGAGUUUCGUCCUGAGGCAUGGCCCGAUUUCAAUACCAUUCAUCAGUGCCGAAACUUUGAAGACGUACUUGACUGGUACCACGAAAGAGAACUACACGCGACAGGUACCGGGUCGCAUUUCAUCACGAAGUCAGCUGGUUCUGUGGUGGUUGCCACGCCUCCAUGA
Molecule: messenger RNA, 1014 nt
Organism: Akanthomyces muscarius
Lineage: Eukaryota; Fungi; Ascomycota; Sordariomycetes; Hypocreales; Cordycipitaceae
Exons: 5
Coding region: 1-1014 (337 amino acids)
Biological process (GO): mycotoxin biosynthetic process
Source: RefSeq, a predicted model, not a curated record